Messenger RNA from Cyprinodon tularosa, 1022 nucleotides. RefSeq lists its product as uncharacterized. Bases 22 to 960 code for a protein of 312 amino acids. The transcript is spliced from 7 exons. Lineage: Eukaryota; Metazoa; Chordata; Actinopteri; Cyprinodontiformes; Cyprinodontidae. The record is from RefSeq and is a predicted model, not a curated record.
AAAUUUAAUUCAAUUAAAAUAAUGUCAGGUAUUAACCUCCCACCGCUGUGGCUUUCUCCAAACUGGACCGGAGUGGGAAUCCACAGGAAAUCGGGAUCUCCGCGGCGUUUCCCCGCAAACCAAGCCCUGCUUCCACCGCCUGCUGUCCCACUGACGGUCAGUGGAGAGGAGGAGGAGGUGGGGAAGCCACAGGGGCCCCGCCUGGGCCAGGUGGACCCCCGGGUGGCAUCCCUGCAGAGGAACAUCCAAUUCCUGCAGGAACAACACAAGGAAACUCUGGAGAAGCUCCACGCAGAAAUAGAAUACCUCAGAAAGGAGAAUAACGAACUGAAGUAUAAAAUGAUUAUGGAGUCGCACCAGACUAGCAGAAAAGGAAGAAUGCACAGCUUUCAAGAUGCAACACCUAAAACCCAAGGCAGAGUGGCCCACACAGAAGAGGAACCAUUGGAGAAGACAUCAGCACUACUGCAAGACCGCGCUUUAAGAGAACUCGGCGAUGUUCCACUGUCAGUACGGCAAAUCAAUGGCACAGGCAUCACUAGGCGGAUAACCUCCUUACAGCCUCUAAGAGUCCGCAGCAAUCCAUCCCGUCCACCACACCCCCCCACCCUGCAGGAGUGUGAGAUCAUCAUCCAGCAGAUGUUCAAAGCCAACAAUUUACAGUGUCAGGAGAUUGCGUGUGUGAAGGCAUUGCUUAGAGAUUUUGUCCUGAGCAAGAAAAUCCCCCCAGAAAACCAUAUGUCAAGCAAAGCCUACCUUAUUGAUAGACCACGGAAGGCUGUAGAAGAAAGGACAUUUCCUAAACUGGACAUUCAGUCGUUUCCAAAGAAAGUGUCUGGGGUGCCUCAGUCUGGUGUUGUCCUUCCUGCCCUGAAGCAGAGCCUUAGCUCCAACAGUGCAAUCAGAGAGAGGAGAACCCGAGAAUUGCAUAGAGGACACUGCAAAUGGACUUUCCAUUAAUGUCUAUAGUUUUAGUCACCAAUCCGCCUUCAUUGAUGAUUCAUUAAAACACAAGCAUAAAG